Dendronephthya gigantea is the source of this 1008-nucleotide messenger RNA. Its product is annotated as parkin coregulated gene protein homolog. NCBI's taxonomy places the organism in Eukaryota, Metazoa, Cnidaria, Anthozoa, Malacalcyonacea, Nephtheidae. The record is from RefSeq and is a predicted model, not a curated record. The coding region runs from base 92 to 781 and encodes 229 amino acids. The transcript has 2 exons. Gene Ontology annotation, molecular function: Hsp90 protein binding; Hsp70 protein binding.
ACAACCUUGGACGAAGUAUUUAAAACAUCACUGGUGCUAUUUCUCUUUGCAUAAAACACAGAGGGAACCUUAUCCAGGAGACAAAAACGCCAUGGCUACUUCUAUGGCUACAAAUAUCGUUGCUGAUGGAUUCACAAGCAAAUCAAGAUUAAAAAACGCCAAGGUCAAAGACCCACCAAAAUGCGGAGCUUUUAAAGAAAGACCGGCCGCUAAAACAAGCUUUCGAAAGUUUUACGAAAGAGGAGAUUUUCCAAUCGCUUUAGAGCACGACACAAAGGGAAAUAAGAUUGCAUGGAAAGUUGAACUAGAGAAGCUUGACUACCAUCAUUACCUUCCCUUGUUUUUCGAUGGAUUGCGAGAAACAGAGCAUCCCUACGAGUUCUUUGCACGACAAGGCGUUCAUGAUAUGUUAGAACAUGGAGGACAGAAGAUCCUUCCUGUUGUUCCACAACUUAUUAUUCCUUUAAAACGCGCACUGAAUACGAGAAAUCACAAGGUCGUCUGUACUACGUUGAAGGUUCUCCAACAUCUGGUCAUCUCGGGGGAAAUGGUUGGCGAAGCUCUAGUCCCCUACUACCGUCAAAUUCUUCCAAUUUUAAAUAUUUUUAAGAAUAAAAAUAUAAAUUGUGGAGAUCGCAUUGAUUACAGCCAACAACGACGUGAAAACAUGGGAGAUCUUAUCCAAGAAACCUUGGAAAAUUUCGAACGCACCGGAGGAGAAGAUGCCUUUAUAAACAUCAAAUAUAUGGUGCCUACAUACGAGUCAUGUAUGCUAAACUAAUUUAGAACGAAACUGUAUAUUAGGAUGUGUAUUGUAUGCUGAUCAAUGUGAAUAAACUGCUUUAGCCCGAGAACGUUUAGAGUAAUUGCUACAUUUUAUUGUAAUAUUUCUGGGAAAUGCAUUGUUAGUGAUCAUCAUCAGGUCAUAUGUUCCAAGAUCUAGUCAUUUUUGAAGAUCUUGUUUGGUUAUAAGCAUGCUGAACUGUAUGGAGUAUAAAUGUUUAAAUG